CUCACACUUCACUAGGGAAUGAGCACUGUCACUCGGACGGGAUCAUUACCAACGAUUCACUUAUACCAUUGCAGAUAAUUUGAUUAAUUUCAAUUAUUUUGCAGGAAGACCACCCGAGGAGUUUGUACCGUCGAUCUGUCCUGAAUCUGCGCUGACAAGAACUAUGACUUCUGUAAGAAGCCCGUACUGUGCGACAGGUUCUCAACAGGGCAGGGGUUACCCUCCUCGGGAGCUGCGGAUGGUUUUGGUGGGGAAGACAGGAUCAGGGAAGAGUGAAACAGGCAACACAAUUCUGGGUGAGACGCGGUUUGAGUCUAACCUGAGCAUGGACUCAGUGACUUGUGUCUGUGAGAAGGCUCAGGGGAUGGUGCUGGGGCGAAGAGUGACAGUGGUAGACACGCCCGGCCUGUUUGAUACCUCACUCUCCCAGCAGGCUGUGCAGGAUGAAAUCCUGCGAUGCAUGGCCAUGUCUGCUCCGGGGCCCCAUGCCAUACUCCUGGUGCUGCAGAUCGGCCGUUUCACCCAGGAAGAGCAGCAGAGCGUGGAGAUCAUCCAGACCAUCUUCCAGAGUGAUGCUGCCCGAUACACCAUCCUUAUCUUCACCCAUGCGGACAAGCUGAAGAAAGCCUCUUUCCACGACUUCAUCUCCAAGCAGGGUGAAACAAUUCAGAACCUGGUGAAGCGAUUUGACAGGAGGAUCCUGCCCUUCAACAACGAGGACAAACAGGAUCCCGGCCAGGUGGCCAACCUGCUGGAGAUGAUCGACUGCAUGCUUGCACAGAGAAAGAGCCCCUAUUUUACCAAUGAGGCCUUCCAGAAAAUGGAGCAGGCCCUUGUAGUCUUCCAGCAGGAAGAACUGGAGGGAAAACGGGAAGAAAUAGAAAGGGAGAAGAGGUGUGCCAUUGCAAAGUUGGAGGCAGACUGGGAAAACUUCUCCACCGAGAUGAGCAAUGAGGAACAAAAGAAUGAGCGGAAGAAGAGACUCAUUGAGCGGAACAUAGAAAUGAUGAGUGAGAAAAGGGCAGAAGUGGAGAAACAGCUCAAGGUGGAGACCGAGAAGCUGAAACAGCUGCAACAGCUGGAGAAUACCAGGAGACAGAGAGAGAAUGAGUACAAGAAGAAGAUCAAACGGGUGGAGAAGGAGAUCGAUGACAGAUACUCUAUGAUUGCCCUGCGGGAUGCAGAGAGCUCCGAUGCCUUCCUCCGUAUGCAUGCAUGGUGGAUUUUGGGAGCAGCCGCCAGUGCGAUCUGGGCAGCCAUGUCUGCAGCAGCAGCAGCAGCAGCAGCUCAGUGCUCUAUUCAGUGA
Messenger RNA from Conger conger (European conger), 1306 nucleotides. Its product is annotated as GTPase IMAP family member 7-like. The record is from RefSeq and is a predicted model, not a curated record. The transcript has 2 exons. The coding region runs from base 164 to 1306 and encodes 380 amino acids. Gene Ontology annotation, molecular function: GTP binding. NCBI's taxonomy places the organism in Eukaryota, Metazoa, Chordata, Actinopteri, Anguilliformes, Congridae.